Contarinia nasturtii (swede midge) is the source of this 4684-nucleotide messenger RNA. RefSeq names its product rho GTPase-activating protein 26 (gene Graf). The coding region runs from base 1690 to 4575 and encodes 961 amino acids. Gene Ontology annotation, biological process: signal transduction. Gene Ontology annotation, cellular component: cytoplasm. Lineage: Eukaryota; Metazoa; Arthropoda; Insecta; Diptera; Cecidomyiidae. Gene Ontology annotation, molecular function: GTPase activator activity; protein binding. The transcript is spliced from 13 exons. The record is from RefSeq and is a predicted model, not a curated record.
GACAGUCAAUUCAGAACGGUUGCGUGUUGAACAAACGACAACAGCGAACACAACAAAUAACAAAAAUAAAUGAAACAACAUCAGAAAACUCGAAGUACGGAGUUUUUGUCAAAAAGUCAACAAAUCCAUCUAUCUUGGAUUUGUGAAGAACAAAAAAUUGUGUAUUUUGUGUAUCUUGGAUUAACAUUUUGUCACUUUUAUCGGCGUGACACUUAGACAAUUUGUUACAUUGUUGUGGCAAAUGAUGGUCAAUGAGAUUUCUUUGGCGAUCGGCACAAGUGGAACGCAACAGAGACAAUAAACAAUUCUCUUAUAUAUUUUUUUCGUGUGUUCAAUGUAUGCAAGUGUAUGUAGUGUAUUGUGAUCGAAACCCGGCGACAGACACCAAUCGAUUGACAACCAAUUCGAUCAGCUUAAAGUGAAAUUUGGUGCCAAUUGAAUGUGAAACUGAUUUCAGUUUUCAGGCAUACAAUCCACGCUCAGUGAAAGAGAGUGUCCAAAGUGUUCAUCCAUACUAUUUGGCAUUUGUAAAUCAUUUGCGCCGAUUUUUUUUAUUGAUUUUGUCUACGCCGAAUAACAGCAACAACAAAAAUUCACUGACACACCGUUAAUCUUCCGUGAAUAAUUAAGCAUCCAAAGUUCUUAAUUUGUAUUUAAUACGGCACAACCUUUUCGUUAUUUACAGAAGACGAAAAAAAUAGUUUUUUGUUGACACGCAAUUACGCAAUGCAAUCGUAUUCCAAACCAAAACAAAGUAUAUAAGUGAAAAGUUCAUAGUUUUGAAUUCACAGUCAGUGAACGAAUUUGUCAAAGUUGCCGUUUUUUUUGUGUGUGUGUGUGUAGUGUGAAAACAAUUUUUGUCUAGAUUUUUGUGGCCUGUUUAUACUGAUAAUGAACGAACAUUGUGCAGUUUGCAGUCUCAAAGAAUUUUGCAUUCGUUGGCAGUUUUGACACGACAUUGUGUUCAAAGUGUAAUUUGAACUGAACAAUAAUUUUUGUUGUCAAAGUGCGACAAACGACAAACUAUACAUGCAUAUUGUGAACAAUCAUUUCAAUUUCGCAGCAGCAUCUCGUCAUCACGCGAUCGACUAAAAAAAACGCCAGCAACGGUAACCAUAUCACCGAUAUCGACUUUUUGUGUGUGCUGAAUGUGUGUGAAACAAGCGCAAAGUGAAAGAGAAACCAUUGAAUUGAAUCACCAUCGUCAAACGUGAUAUCACCGUGAGCGAGUGUAACAAACAAACACGUCGACAACGAUAUCCGUUACCGAUCGAUCGAUCGGUGUUUAUGUGUGAAAUAACAACAAAACGAUUGCAAAAGAAUUCCAUUUAAAAAAAAAAGUGCGAAAAAAGUACGAAAGCUCUUUUGUUUUCAUUUUGAAAUGUGGUAAAGAACGUACAGUCUUCAAUCAGUCUUAAUCUUAAUCGGUCACUUUAUUGUUUUGUUAUAGAGUUUUUUUUUGUUUUUUUCGUGUUUAAAUUGUUUGUUUUGUUUGUGUUAUCACAUUUCGGUCUUUUUUAUCGGUUUCACGAGCAAAAUCGUGAAAACGCAUUUGGAAAUGUGCAUUUUGUGGCGAUAACGCAACUUUUACAAAUUCAAAACCGAUCAAUCGAUCUUUUAUGAGUGCUUCAAUUGCCAAUUUGCAUCGUGUUCUUUGAAAUUGAAUUGUUUUCCACAUAAAUUUUGCGAAUGCGAGAAUCAGUGUCCAAAAUGGUGACGGCCGGUUUGCAAGCGCUUGAAUUCACCGAUUGUCUGCUGGACAGUCCGGAUUUUCGCGAAAAUCUCAACAAACAUGAAAAGGAACUGGAAAAGACCAGCACACAAAUCAAACGGAUUAUCAAAGAAGUGAAAGAUUUACUUGCAGCCGCUAAAAAUUUAUCACGUGCCCAACGUCAGUUGUCAAAGAGUUUGGACGAAUUUAAUUUUGAAUGCAUCGGAUCCACACAAACCGAUGACGAACAAGUGAUUGUCAAUAGUCUUAAACAGUUUAGUAAAUUGAUUGCUAACAUCGAAGAUGAACGUGAUAACAUGUUGGACCAGGCUCACGCUCAAAUCGUGGUGCCGUUGGAGAAUUUUCGGAAGGAUCGAAUUGGCGGCGUUAAAGAGCAUAAAAAGAAGUUUGACAAAAAGACGGGAAAGUUUUGUCAGGCACAAGAGCGAUUUUUGAACAUGUCUUCAAAGAAACCGGACAACACAAUACAAGAGGCGGACGCCAGCCUGGGAAUGUUGGAACGAGAAUACUUACGCGAAUCGUUAAGCUAUGUGUUGGCCAUACAAGAUGUACAGGAACGUAUUAAAUUUGAAUUUGUUGAAACGCUACUUGGUUUUAUGUCCGGAUGGUUAGUGUUCUAUCAUUUGGGACAUGAAAUUGCCGAAGACGCUAAAGAAUAUAUGACCGAUUUACAACAUAAAGUUCAAAAGACGAGGGAAAACUUCGACGAAACCCGCAUGAAAGCUGAAGAAUUGAAAGCAAAAUACAUGGAUAGUAAAAUGAAACCAGAGACCGAGUUCACAAAACAGGGAUAUCUAUUUCUAAUGGAAAAAAGUAAAUUAAAGGCCUUUACAGCAACAUGGUCAAAAUUCUAUUGUACAUACAAAAAGCAGCAGAAACUGUUUUCAAUGUUGCCAUACAAUCAAAUAUCGGGAAGAACAGAACAGCCGCCAGAAACAUUGACACUGACAACGUGCACCCGACGUGCAUCAGACUUUGAGAAACGGUUUUGCUUUGAUUUAACUUUCGAACAAAAACCAGGCGUUACAUUCACAUUUCAAGCGUUAAGCGAAGAAGAUCGCAAGGUCUGGUUAAAUGCAAUGGAUGGCAAAGAACCGACAUAUUUAGCACCGGGCAAAUCGAAAUCAAAUGAAGAAUAUUUAUUGGACGAUGUUGGAUUUGCGUUUGCCCGUAAAUGCAUCGAAAUAAUGGAGGUGCGUGGACUGGAAGAGGAAGGUCUGUAUCGUAUCGGCGGUGUAAAUACAAAAAUAACGAAAUUGCUGACACUUGGCAUGGACCGUAAUAAGACUGAAAAGGAACGAUUGCAAUUCUUUCACGAUGAGCAACAUUCUGAUUUACUCGAGACCAAAACCAUUGCCAGUGCUUUAAAACAUUAUUUACGGAAUUUAAAUGAACCGUUGAUGACAUAUCGAUACCAUAAUGGAUUCAUUGCAGCAGCGAAACAAGAAACCCGAAUCCAGAGAAUCAGCGAUGUACAUACACUAGUUUAUCGGCUACCCAAAGUCAAUUUCGAGAUGCUCGAAAUCAUAAUUCGCCAUUUAAAAGCUGUGUCAAUGAAAUGCCAUAAGAAUAAAAUGUCCGUAUUCAAUUUGGGUGUGGUGUUUGGCCCGACGUUAUUGCGUGCGGCUGAAGAAACAUUAGCUGCCAUCCUCGAUAUCAAAUUCAACAAUGUUGUCAUUGAAAUUUUGAUUGAAAAUUAUGAUUUGAUAUUUAAAACGUCGCCGGGUAAGGCGAGCGAAUAUUUGUCACAUGCCCAAACAAGUCCACCAGAGCCAGUGCCACGAACAUACGGUGGCUAUCGUUCGAAUCGUAAUUCAAUCAAUAAUACACAGCCAUUGAUGCGUGUGGUGACCCGUGUAAAUUACACAGACACUGGAAUGUCAUCGAGUUUACAGAACAUUCCGAAUGGUGCAAACAGCAUUUAUCAAAAUUCCAACAAUAAAAUCGUUAAAAAUCAUCAUCCGAUUUAUGAGGCAAAACCAACGCACAUCAAUCAAUUGAAUCAAUCGACACCGUCGUUGGCCGGUCGUGAUGUAAACCACAUCAUUGCACCCACACGCGAAUUGAGCAUUGGCCGUGAUAAUGGCAGUGGCCUGAAUUAUUUGACAUCUUCGUCGCCGAAUUCAAAUCAUUUGAGCCAAUCGCCAAUUCAUCGAAGCGGUAACAGCAGCUUAAGCAGUAGCAUUCAUCAUGAACAAUCGAUAUCACCAUUGCAAUCAAAUCAUAUUAACAAUCGUGAUAAGCUAUUGAAUAGCAGUCGUGAAAAUUCAACAUCGCUUAGCCGAACGCCCGAUUCAGUUUAUGUACAACUUCAGUCGCAGCGAUUAAACGCACUGAAUUACAGUGAAAAUAAUUUGGUGAAUCCAGUGUCGUCGGUCAUUGAUCGCAUCAAUUCGACAAGCAGUUCGAAUGAAUCAGUAUGCUCCACGUCGUCUUUGAAUCAUUCGUAUACAAGGCAACCGCCAACAUCACAACAGCUCAAACAUUUACAAACAAGUGGCAGCGGAGGCGGUGGCCAAAUGCAAACCGUUCAAGCAACCACGUUACCUAGUUACAUGGAUUACAACAGCAAAUCCAACAAUUAUGACACUAGUCAAAGCUAUAUGCCGAAAAAGACACAACGCACCAAGGACAUUGCACGCCAACGAUACAAUUCGCCGAGGGAUAAUGUGCGCGUUCGAACAUUAUAUGCAUGCAUGGCUGAAAAUGAUGGAGAACUUUCGUUUGAACCAAAUCAAAUCAUUACAAAUGUUCGUCAAUCAAAUGAGCCGGGCUGGUUGGAUGGCACAUUGAAUGGAAAAUCGGGUCUAAUACCUGAAAAUUAUGUCGAAGUCCUAAAAUAAUAAUAAACAAGCGCACGUACCAUCCAAUGGUCAAUGUCUUUUUGUCAAGUCAAUGUUGAACGACAACACCAAUAUAAAUAAAUCCAAAAAAAAAAAACAAAUGGAAAAA